CCCGGUGCGCGCCCCGCCCCCUCGAGCUGCGAUACGCCGAGCGCUUAACAUCCGAGGACUUCGGCCCAGAGUAACCCUGCUCGCGUGACCUUUACCCUCUAGUCUGCACCUCUAGCAGCCAGCCCGGAGAGUCGGCUGCGGUCGGGCGCGCGCUCGGCUACCUCUUGCCCAGCUGCCUCCCGAGCUUCGGCUCGCCCCCUUGCUGCCCGUCCGCACGGCUCUCCGUCAUGGCGGCUCUCAGCAAGUCCAUCCCUCAUAACUGCUACGAGAUCGGCCACACUUGGCAGCCUUCCUGUGGGGUCUCCUUCGUGCAGAUCACCGGGGGCGCCCUGGAGGAGUCCCUGAAGAUUUACGCCCCACUGUACUUGAUUGCAGCAAUUCUCCGGAAACGAAAAUUAGACUAUUAUUUACACAAACUACUCCCUGAGAUCCUACAAUCUGCUUCAUUUCUGACUGCUAAUGGGGCCUUGUAUAUGGCUUUCUUUUGCAUUUUAAGGAGGAUACUUGGAAAAUUCUACUCUUGGAGUCCUGGCUUUGGUGCCGCUUUGCCAGCAUCUUAUGUGGCCAUUCUAAUUGAAAGAAAAAGCAGGAGAGGGCUGCUCACUAUUUAUAUGGCCAAUUUGGCCACAGAAACACUAUUUAGAAUGGGAGUAGCAAGAGGAACCAUCACAACGUUAAGAAAUGGAGAAGUCCUUUUGUUCUGCAUCACAGCUGCCAUGUACAUGUUCUUUUUCAGAUGCAAAGAUGGUUUGAAAGGAUUUACAUUCUCUGCCCUCAGGUUUAUUGUAGGGAAGGAAGAAAUUCCCACACAUUCUUACUCACCAGAAGUGGCAUAUGCAAAAGUGGAACAGAAGACAGAGAAACAUGAGGAAAAGCCAAGAAGAAUGAAUGUAAUUGCUCUAAUCAGGAAACUUGUGGAUUCAGUAUGUAAGCAUGGACCAAGGCAUAGAUGUUGCAAACACUAUGAAGAUAAUUGCAUCUCUUAUUGCAUUAAAGGUUUCAUCAGAAUGUUUAGCGUGGGAUACUUGAUCCAGUGCUGCCUCCGAAUUCCCUCUGCAUUUCGGCAUCUGUUUACACAGCCAUCCCGGCUAUUUUCUCUCUUCUACAAUAAAGAAAACUUCCAGCUCGGAGCUUUUCUGGGCUCUUUUGUUAGUAUAUACAAGGGUACUAGUUGCUUCCUGCGCUGGGUCAGAAACCUGGAUGAUGAAUUGCAUGCUAUUAUAGCUGGCUUUUUGGCAGGAGUAUCAAUGAUGUUUUAUAAAAGUACAACAAUUUCCAUGUAUUUAGCUUCCAAGUUGGUAGAGACAAUGUAUUUCAAAGGCAUUGAAGCAGGAAAGGUUCCCUAUUUUCCCCAUGCAGAUACUAUCAUCUAUUCCAUCUCUACAGCAAUUUGCUUCCAGGCAGCUGUGAUGGAAGUUCAGACUUUGCGACCAUCUUACUGGAAGUUUCUUUUAAGACUCACCAAGGGCAAAUUUGCUGUCAUGAACCGAAAAGUCCUUGAUGUUUUUGGUACUGGUGCAUCUAAACACUUUCAGGAUUUUAUCCCUAGGUUGGAUCCAAGAUAUACAACUGUAACACCAGAGUUGCCCAUCGAGUUUUCUUGAAGAUGACUGUAAUUUAUUAAUGUGACUUAAUGUUUCAUUAUUUUAUCCUGAAGAGUUAACUAUGUUGAAACACAAAGAAGGAGUCUUGAGCUUGAACUUCAGUGUUAUUUCAAUGAGAGAUACUCUUUUCUUGUUAGUUUUUCUUACCAGUCAGAAGUACAGAAGCUUUUUAGGAAGGUGUUGCUUAAUAAUUAAGCGCCCUCUGUAGCCAGAAUCUGAUUCUGGGUCACUUGUAGUGGUUGACAUUAUGAUAUAUUAUUGAUUAAAUUAUGUCUACAAGCAAUCUUAAAUAAUCUACGUAGAAAUGUAGUAACAAAUAAGAGUAUACUUAAAAUUACUUUAAAAGAUGUUUUUAGUUCAUUCCAGUAUAAUUCUUGGUUAAAACUAAGAAUAUUUCUAUGUUUUAGGAUACAAAGGAUCACGGGUACAUGGAUUUGGUCUGUGUUUUUUUUUUAACUUUUGAAUUGGUAACUAUAGUAGUGAAAUAUUAUGGAACUGAAGUAACUCUUCCCAGACAAUGCUGCUUUAGUGUGAAGAAAUUUAAUUGAAGAAAGUGGCCAUUCUCACUUCAGGGAUGUGAAGACGGGUCUUGUGCUGUUCGGAUAAAUGCCGUGGUAUCCAUGCUCCCCUUCCACUGAUACCUUCAUCUCUCUUCAUGGUCAGUCGGGCUGUCUGGCAGCCCAGUGAGCCUAUGUACUAAUGGCAGGUUAGGAGCAAAUGGAAUUUGACAUAUCUGAUAAAGCUGAAAUGUAUGUUUUAAUCUUUUACAGAAGCAUUACACUUGAAUAUUUAAAAGCAAAUGAAGUUGCUUUUAAACCUCGUGAAGGUGUACGGUGUUUGUUUGCAUUUAUAAGGACUGAAUUCUUCAUAGCUCGGUUUGUCUGCCAUCGCUGACUUAGAAGGGAUCAAAAGUAGUUUGGGCAAAUUUGUCAGUUUGUUCCCUCUCCACCAUCCCACCUUUACAGUGGAUAUUUUACAGCUACAAACAAUAUAAAAAUCCAGUAGUUGUUAAAAAGUCCAUUUCAUCACUAUGGGAUUCAGGUUCUCUAGCCUCUUUUCAAAAACUUAUUGUUUUUAUUCCUGUUAGAACAAAGAAGUGACAAAACGUAGUAAGUGUUGAUUAUGAGUUAGUUCGGGACAGCUGUGAUUGAAAUAUGAUUACUCUUCAGAGUUUUUCAGGGAAAAGUCAUACUUUUCUAACUUAAUAAAAGGCUUAAGUGGUUAUGAUGUCUAUAGUUAAUGCAACAUAUAGGGAUAAUGGUAUAUUUUUUUAAUAUCAUUUUGUUGCUGAAAAGUUUUGGGCCGUUGUAAAUUAAUUAUGCAGUAGAACUUGUGUUGCAACAAGAAUUAUAACCCAGACUUUUAAAAUGCUUAAUCUGCCGUAUUCAAUUUCACCAAGCCCUGUAUAUUUCUGUUCACGUGUAAUCCUGUCCUCAGUUGUUAUGGCAAAUUGAAACCCAACAAAAAGACAGACUCUGAUACUGUGGUAACAGAGCCACUUUAAUGAGGUCAAAAUUUUGCAUUGUGAUUAAUUUUUUAGAAUUGACUUGUCUAUUAGGCAAUACUGUUAAGGAAUCAUUUUGGUUUCAGACUUCAAAAUUGCUUAAUAAAUUAAGUUUUCAGUUUUUAUUCCUGGAAUCAAAAUGAUGAUUGGUACUGUGUUUAAUUUUAAAAAUGAAGUAUUAUAGCAGUGAAGAAAGCACUGCUUCCUGUACCUCAUUUUCUUUAUUUAGAAAUUAUGUUUAUAAUAUUUUUCCUGUCAGUUUAAAAGAAAAACAUUUUAAUUCAUACGUUGCUGUUUUCAUGAACAUUAAAAAGGCUAUGAUGUUGAAAGGCAAAUCCUACUGAAAUUGGAUGAGAUUGUUUAGUAAAAUCUUACUGUCAAAAGGUGCAUUUCUAUGAUUUCCUUUUUUUUUUCAAGCUAUAGUCAUUUUUUAAUAUAAAAUGUAAAAUGAAAUAACCGUCAUGAAGCAGAACAUGAUAAUGAAUGUAUAGCUUUAGUGAAUAAUUAAUGAAUUUUCAGGGGUGAAAAGAGAAAUCCAAUUUGAUUUCAUUGAGGCAGACUGCACAGUGUAGCUGUUUGAGAAAACAGACACUGUGUCUGUGCUCCUGAAGACAAUCAAAAUGAUAUCUCUCUACCUCUAACCAAUCAGGUAUCAACAAACCAUGUGACACCAUAAAUAAAGUCAAAUAGAUGGUUUUUUUAGUCCAUUUAUACACUAAGGAAAUUGUGCCUAUGUUAUGUUUCUACCAGAACUGGUUACAGCGAACAUUAAUGUGUAGACUGCAAAACAGUGCAUCGGAGUAUUUGUAGUAGUGUGGUUGUUUCACUGCUAUUUCCUGUGUCAUAAAAUCCUAGGGUUUGUACCAACCCAGUAAAGACUGAGGUUGCAAGAUAACAAAUUGUCUCCGAUUUGUUCAAGCCUUGCCAAUGUUUCGUCAGAUAGUUUUAGACCAUUUUAUUACUCAUUUCUGGAAUAAAACCUUUGGUUCGGUUAUGCCGUUUCAUAAAUUCUGUGGUCACUUUGGUAACUUUUUUCUUGGUCUGUGCACAUGGUUGUCACUUGGCUGAUAUGUAGUUUAUUGUUGGUACUCAUCUGAAGUUUAGUCAGUUGUUACUUUAUUUAGAAUUGUAUCUUUUUAUUCUUUGCUCUCCGAUUUCAUAAUUUGCUUUUUUCUAUAUUGAACAUGUCUUGUGUGAUUAAACCCAAAUUGGUCAGCUGUCCUAGUACUUUCUUUGUUGAGCUUGAGCAUUCGUCUCCUUGUGGACUGUGCUCAGGCUGACAUUUGAUUUAGUUGUUAAUACUGACAAAAUUGUAUUCUGCUUGUGUGGUAUCACAGUCCCAGGUUUCUGAGUCCCCUGCCAGUGUAUAGUUAAUGAAAAUCGAUUUCCUUUUCCCGCAAAGAGCUUCGUCCAUUGUCUUAGGUCACAUCCCCCUCACUGUGGUGAUCAAGAAGCCUCUCAGCAGUGCCAGAGGGGCGGGCCCACUGGGACCAUUGGCCUGGUGUUCUUACUGCCUUGAAUCAGAGACACCGCCACGCCCUUAUACUCCUUGAAUUCUUUCUGUGAUUUAUCUGUACUGUAAAGACAGAAAGUAGAUCGACAGAAGGUGACUCAGUCAGUUAAGUGUCCAACUCCUGGUUUCAGUUCAGGUCAUGAUCUCACGGUUUUGUGAGUUCAAGCCCCGCAUCAGGGGCUGCCAGUGCAGAGCCUGACCCUCUGUGUGUGUGUGUGUGUCUCUCUCUCUAUCUCUGCCCGUUCCAUGUCUGUACUGUCUCUGUCUCAAAUAAAUAAAUAAACUUUAAAAAAGGUAGUUUGACAGAGCAACAAGAUCAUUCUUACAUGGAUGGUUUUUUUUUACAAAAGUAUUCGUUUCUGAAUUGUUAAGAUAUCUGAAAAACGUCAUCUCCCCUAACACCUUCACUUGUUGCUGCUUAUCAGCCUGGUAUUCAGUUUCAUGGGGUGAACUUGGAUAACUGAAAAUGAACGACCAAGAAAAACAUACAGGAAAAAGAGUAAGAAAUGAGUGUUUCCUUUAGGGCUGGGUUGAAACUGUGAUGAAUAAUAAAUAAGAUUAGUUAUUUGUGGAUGCCCAGGAGACUGUUCUUAUAGUUGCCUCAAGCCUGCACCCUCCUUUUCACAGCUCCUUUCCUGCCGGUGCCUUAGCUAGCUCUGCACUUCUUUCUUGUCGAAUUGGUGAGGAAGGGGGUGUCUGGGACUGAGAUCAGGGGUGUGGAUAUAGAUCCUGGGGUUAUGAUUCUUCCCUCAAGCCUGUGAUAUGGGGACCCCAGGACUGUGCUUCUGUUUCAUCUGUAGCCUCAGGUGACUUUGCUAUUGCACUAUGGUUGUGAAAAGGGUAACGACAAAGACAUGAGACUGACACUGCUGUGUGAUUUCUGGAAGUGGAGAAGGGGCAGGAACUUGGCCAUGAUGUACCAGCCCUGGGAGUGCAGCAGGGCAGUGCAUAGCCUUAAGCUUCCAGCUGUGGGGAAUAAGAUGUGUGCUACUUUACAUGAGGGAAAAAUGAGUGACUUAACUGAGAGAAAGAGUUAAUAUCUGGUAAUGCUCUCUUACUCUGUGGCGUGGCCUCUCUCUCCUUCACCUCUGCCCCAGCUCUCUCCUCUCUCCUCCUUCCCAGCCUUGGAAUCUUUCUGGCUGACCUUGUGUUGCCCGCCCCCCCACCCCCACCCCGCUCAUCCCCAAGCCUCUUGCCUUUUUUCUGCCAACUGGUGUUACAUUCCACUAACUAUCUCCUUGAAUGUGAACAUUCUCUUGCUCCCUUUGGUGGCAGCUGGGAAGUUGGGGAGGCUGUAAUGGGAUCAUAAAAAUGGAAUAACCAUUUUCAGGGACAGUGACUUUUGAUAUAGCUCUGCAUUUCUUGGGCAGAACGUAUGGAGGAUAAUUGUACAUGUGUGGAAAGAGGUGCUUCUUUGAAUGUGGGGCCUUUAAAUUCAAGACAGUCCUUGUCUUCUCAACAACCUGUGACAUCACCUGACUUGCUGUGGCUACAUGGAAGAAGCAAGAAUUUAUUUCCUAUUUCCUAUUGCUUUCUCCAUUUUCUUUCCACCUCUCAUUCAUCCAGAUGUGUCCUAAGUGAAAUCAUGUAUUGGGCUUUAUCCUUUGUCCUUGCAAACCUGCAAAUCCUUGUAAUAGCGCACACACACACACACACACACACACACACACACACCACACCACACAUACACACUUCAUCUGAUCCACAGCAGAGGCAUCAGGAUGUCAGGUGCAAUUUGUACUUUUUCUCCAGUUCACAAGCCCCUGCACUUUGCCUGUUCAGUUUUUUGUUCAGUUUAGUGCCCACCUCCCCUGCCCCCACCCUAAAGCAUAACAUUCUAAUCUUGUAAGAAAACCCCAAGCUGUGGGUAAUAGGAUGUUUCCUGGUCUUGGCACACAACAUACAAGUGUCAGCAGCUCUGUGUGGCUGGGGAGGUCCAGCCUUCCACAAGUGGACCUGUGGGCCUAUAAUGGCUGAAAUCAUCCAGGAGUAUUUCCUCUGUCCCUUAAUUUGGACCAGGCAGUUUCUGGUGCCUGCUUCCCCAGUGUCUGUUAAAUUUGAGUCAGUCAUCAGUCAACCCCUCAAGUGAAUUUUCUUUUCAGAUUGUUUUGGUCACACAAGAGGAUGCUGUGGUUAUUGGGAUGGAUUGGUGCCAAAGGCCCAUAAAAGUUUAAAGCAUGAAGUAUUCCUGUCAUUGGUCAUUAUGGGGUGGGGUGCCAAAAGGAGUGGGUGAGAGGAAACUGCACACAUACGUUUCAGUCUCCCCUCUUCCCUAUUUCUUACCUUCCAAGCACUGUGCUGUCCUACCACAUCUUUGACAUUUAUUUCUUCAGUUUGAGUUCUCUAGAAGGAAAAAGAAAGUUCUUAUUUUCCUUUUUGUUUCUGAGAGAACUGAAGGUGAGACUUAAGCAUCGGUCAAAGAAGAGCCUGCAGGAAUAUUGUGGAAUGUGUUAGAAAAAGAGAUAGCUUUUCUUCCUCUCCUCUCCCCUCAGAAGUGAGUCAGAGAGGGAUUCAUUCAAAAUGGGAAUAUCUAGAGUCAUAUUCCAGUGACACGUGAGACAGGUGUAUACUACCAGACUUGGCACAGUGAAGAGACACAGUCUAUGAAAGAGAAGGAAUGGGAAUUUUUCUCAGAAUUAUUAGUGUAGGGGCUAUGUCUGCAAGCAUUUUAUAUAUAUGUGUGUGUGAGAGUGUGUGUAGGUAUAUACAUAUAUAUAUGUAUAUAUGUUUAUGUAUAUGUAUAUGUAUAUGUUUAUGUAUAUGUAUAUGUAUAUAUGUAUAUAUGUAUAUACAUAUAUACAUGUGUAUGAACCUGACUAGAGGCCAGUGGUCAAACUAGGUAUUGACUAACAAGGUGCUUUGCUUCCUCAAAGUAUUCAAUGUUGGUGGCAUGACUUGAUUGAAUGGCCUUGUAAUGCUUAAGACUGACAGCAGUUGUUUCCACAGUAAUUUGAAAAUGUGUUCAAUGUAUUAAGAGAGGUUUUAUAUGAAUAAAGUUUUAAAAUUCC
Messenger RNA from Leopardus geoffroyi (Geoffroy's cat), 7629 nucleotides. RefSeq names its product transmembrane protein 135 (gene TMEM135). The coding region runs from base 228 to 1604 and encodes 458 amino acids. The transcript is spliced from 15 exons. Lineage: Eukaryota; Metazoa; Chordata; Mammalia; Carnivora; Felidae. The record is from RefSeq and is a predicted model, not a curated record.